AUGUUCUCUCAAGUCCUCUUCGUCGCCGCUGCCCUCGUUGCCUUUGUCGCUGGCUCCCCCGUCCCUGGGGUCGAAAAUUCUUGCAACACUGGCUCUAUGCAAUGUUGCAACCAAACCUUUGCGUCUGACUCAAACCAGGCCAACAUCUUAGCUUCCCUUUUGAACAUCAACCUCAGCCAGUUCACCGGUCAAGUUGGUACUAGUUGUACUCCCAUCAGCGCCCUCCCUAUCGGCCAAGGUGGCAGCUGCACCCAGCAGCCCGUCUGCUGCGAUGGCAACACUUUCCAUGGCCUCAUCGCCGUGGGCUGCUCCCCCGUUAACGUCAACCCCCAAAUAUUCCCCAUCUCGGGUCAAAAGAUGGCCAUCGGUGCCAUUACUGUCUCCUAA
Molecule: messenger RNA, 387 nt
Organism: Laccaria bicolor S238N-H82
Lineage: Eukaryota; Fungi; Basidiomycota; Agaricomycetes; Agaricales; Hydnangiaceae
Gene: LbH8
Product: hydrophobin
Exons: 4
Coding region: 1-387 (128 amino acids)
Cellular component (GO): fungal-type cell wall
Molecular function (GO): structural constituent of cell wall
Source: RefSeq, a predicted model, not a curated record